AAUCGGAAAUCGGAGGCCGUAGAAUGGCGAAUUGACGAUCCCGCCCAUCCUUGGGCACGCUGAGGUCUCUCUCUCUUCCUACGACGUACUACUCUCUAGUCUCUACCAUUUUCCAAUCAAAAUAUUUAAUUAUAAUUUUUUUUUAAUUAAAUAAAAAUAAUGCUACUGAAAAAACUUUCUAAAUUCUUCAACCCAUUCACAAAUUUCAGCGGCAAUACUCUUCUUUAUCUCACUCUCUAUAUUUCCCCCCUUGUCUCUCUCUUUCUCCCUAAACCCAUUAUGUGUCUCGGAUUUCGGAGAUUGACUCACCGGACUGCUGAAGAUUUUCGAAAGAGUUUAGGAUCACGCGAUUUCUCCGAUUCUGCUGCAUUGUGGUCGGGUUAAUUUGUUCCGGGAGCUUCUUUUUUUUUCUUCUUUCUAGAACUGGGGUUUUUGUUUUCAGUAAAGUGGAUGGAAUGGCAAGGGAGCAACUUCUUCUUUUUGUUUUUGGACAUUUUGUUUUGAUUUCGUUUGGUGAGGUUGUUUUGAACUGAAGCUGGGUGGUUUUGCGAUUAGGGUUUUGUGUGGUUUUGGGAGAGAUGAAAGAGGGUCUAAGAUCUGGUACGCGUUAUGCCAAGUCUGACAGUAGUAAGGAUUUUGUGAACCGAGUUGUUGUUGAGAGUACAGGACAUGAAGGGAAUCAUGCGGGUUCUGAAUCAGGGGAUGAGAAAGUAAAAAACUUGGUUUUUUGUGGUCCUAAGCCUGAGAAAGAGUCAUUGGUGAAUGAGGUGCUUGAAGAAAGUGGUGGACCUGGUGGUGAUGAGGGUCGUUUUGAAAAGGUUGAAGAGCUAUCAGAUGAUGGGAGGAAGAGGAAGAGGGCGGAUGGUGCUGUAGACAUUGGCAGUGAUGGUGUUAGUGCUGAGAAAAAGAACGUUAAGGUUAAGGAGGAACAGCUGAGUGAUGAAGUGCUAGCUGGUCGUAGGGUUCUGCGGUCAAGUUCUGUGUUGACUGGUGGAUGUGAUAAAGUGAAGGGGCCUGAAGAUGUUUUGGAUUUGAAGAUUGAGGAAGGUGAUAAGUCUGAGAAUAAAUUGGUUGAGCAGAAGAAGGUUAAGGGUGAUCAAUUGGAUGGUGGGCUUGAAAAGAUCUCAGGACGUAAGCGCGGUAGACCACCUUUGGUGAAGAAGGUAGAGAGUGAUACCAGUGGACUGAAGAAGUUGAAAGGUAAACGUGGGAGGCCACGCAAAGUGGAAAAUGAAGUGCAUGGUCAAUUAGCAUCGGGUAGUGGGGUGAAGAAGAAGUUGAAGCAUAAGCGUGGAAGACCCCCCAAAAUGCAAGAGAACAGUAAACCUAUAAAACUUAAUCGUGGAAGGCCCCGAAAAGUGCAAGAGGGGCCUGGAGUGUUGAAACUUAAGCUUGGGAGACCCUCAAAAACACAAAAGAGAGAUGGAUCUUUGAAGCAUAAGCUAGGGAGACCGCGUAAGAUGGAAAAUCAAGACAAUAACAAGUUGGUGUCUGAUGGUCAGUUAAGACACACACGAGGGAUGCCCCUGAUGGUACAGGAUAGCUAUGAGGAUUUGAAGGGGGGUGUUGAUAUUAAGGAAAGAGAAAUAGAUGCUGAUGAUUUAAGGCAGCCUGUACAUUCUGUCCUGCAGCCUAAUGAGCAGGACAAUGUGAAUCCGAACCUGCCAGCUUACUUGUCAUGCCAGGAAACAGAGCAGAAUGGAGAAGAAUUGAAUGUGGAGAUAUUAUCAUCACCUAACAACAACAAAAUUGGGGUGGAAUUGGUGAUCAAGGAAGCUGAAGCCACAACUAGGAAGAGACCCAAGACAGUUAAUGAACAGAGCCUUGAAUACCAGAAGGAUAGUGUUGGGGAAGGGAAAACUAAAAGAAAGGAUAGAGAAGUGGAGCCUCCUAGAAGUGUGGUAAAACAGUCGGUGAGAGAGAAAAUUAUAGAAUUGCUUUUGAGUGCAGGCUGGACUAUUCAACAUAGGCCUAGGGCUGGCAAGGCUUACCUUGAUGCUGUGUAUGUAAGUCCAGAAGGGAAGACUCACUGGUCAGUCACUCUUGCUUAUAAGAUGCUUCAAAAGCACUACGAAACUGGUAAUGGUGAAAAUAAGGUUUAUAAAGCUGGUUUUGAAUUUAUUCCGAUACCCCGUGAGGAAUUUGGUAUACUUAAAAGGAUAGUUCUUAAGAAAAGAAAAGGGAAAAAAAAAUUGAACCCAGAAGCAGGAAAGGAAACUUGCAAGACAGAGUAUAAAAGGAAACUGGUGGCAAAAUCACGGAGAGGAAGGCCCAAAGGGAAAUCUUUACAUCGUCAGCGAGAAAAAUCAGCUGGCAGUCAACGCAAGCGAAUACCGAUUUUGGUUCGGGGUCACAAGCAGAAGAAAACUCAAAAUGGAAAACGACGUACUUUGUUGGUUCGCAGCUCCUUGGAGGAUUCAGAUUCAGAUUCUGAUGGUUAUAUCCUGUAUUCUGGGAAGAGAACUGUGCUUGCCUGGAUGAUUGACUUGGGAACUGUUACACUCAACGGGAAGGUGCAUUAUAUGAACCGAAGAAAGACACAUGUGUUGCUUAAGGGUCAAAUUACAAGAGAUGGCAUUCUCUGUGACUGCUGUAGUGAAACCUUAACAAUAUCACAAUUUGAAACCCAUGCAGGAAGUAAACUCUGUGAACCAUAUAACGACAUAUGUCUAGAGUCUGGAACUUCACUCUUGCAAUGCCUGUUAGACUCUUGGAAUAAGCAACUUGAAUCUGAAUGUAAGGGGUUUCAUUAUGUAGACAUCAAUGGUGAAGACCCGAAUGAUGACACUUGUGGUAUAUGUGGAGAUGGAGGAGACUUGAUCUGUUGUGAUGGUUGCCCAUCAACAUUCCACCAAAGUUGUUUAAAUAUUCAAAAUUUCCCUUCUGGUGAUUGGCAUUGUGUAUAUUGCUCAUGCAAAUUUUGUGGGAUGGCUGGUGGAAGGGAAUUUCAAGAGAAUGAUAAUGUUGGUUUGGGUGCUUCAGAGAUUUUUACAUGCCAUUUGUGUGAGGAAAAAUUUCAUCGAUCUUGUAGUAGGGCAAAUGAUGCUGGGUAUAAUUUUUCCAGCUCUUCACCCUUCUGUGGGAAGAAGUGUCAACAGCUAUUUGAGAAACUGACGGCCCUUAUUGGGGUGAGACAUGAUAUGGAAGAAGGAUUUUCAUGGACUCUUGUUCGUCGGUCUAGUGUGGGCUCAAGUACUUCUGUAUGUGAUAUAUCUCAAAAAUGCAAUGAAGCACAGAAAAUUGAAUGCAAUUGCAAGAUAGCUGUUGCGUUGUCUAUUAUGGACGAAUGCUUUUUGCCUAUGGUUGAUCACAGAAGUGGGAUCAAUCUGAUUCAUAACAUUGUCUAUAAUUUUGGGUCUAAUUUUAAUCGCCUGAAUUAUAGUGGUUUCUUAACUGUAAUUCUAGAGAGAGGUGAUGAGAUUGUCUGUGCAGCUUCAGUUCGAAUCCAUGGAGCUGAAUUAGCAGAAAUGCCAUUCAUCGGGACCCGCUAUAUGUAUAGGCGCCAAGGAAUGUGCCGACGGCUUUUAUGUGCAAUUGAAUCUGUCCUCCGUUCUCUAAAUGUCGAGAGAUUGGUUCUACCUGCUAUCUCCCAACUUACAGGAACAUGGACUUCGGUAUUUGGUUUCAGGCCCCUUGAGGUAUCACACAAGAAGAAAAUUAAAAAUAUGAACCUGUUGGUUUUCCCUGGCAUAGAGAUGUUACAGAAACCACUGUUGCAGAUUGAAAAUGCAGAAAAAAGUUCAAUUAUUGCUGAAGGUCCAAGUUCCAGUGAACCUGAGCACCAUACCAAGGAGGAAGUGUUGUGUAAAACUGACGAAACGUGCAUCAAAGGGUGUGUUUCGAACAUUUCUAGUGAAGCAAAUCAAACUAAUGGUGUGAAUAUAAAUGAACCUGCUAGUGUAUCCAGUUUGCAGCUUUCUGAUGGCUCUUUGGAUAAUAGUAACAGAAAAUGUUUGAUCGAGCUUUCUGUGGCUCAUGCUAAUAUGGAAGGUAAAAUCAAAAGCUUAGAAGAUUCAUAUGGUUUAUGUGAACAGACUGAAGAGACCAGGGACUGUCAAAAUGAUUUUUGUGGCUCAGACACUUCAGUUCUUGAUCAGAAAGUAAGGGAAUUGGGAAGGCAAUUCAACCAGUGUGGUAUAUCUGAAGAAAAAAUUGAAUCUUCGGUUGAUGCCACUAAAACUGGGGGAUCUGCUCUCUGUGCCUCCAGGGAUGAUACCGAAUGUGCUUAUUGUGAGGCAAAAGUGGAGGAUCACACUGUUGCAAGCAAUCUCGAUUCUCAUGAUAAGGUUUCUACACACUGCUCUGCUGGAAUCAGCACUUCUGAACUUGAUGGAAAGACUCUUUCACCUGAGUUGGAAGUUUCUGUUGAAAAUGUUUGCCAUGACUCUAGGACUGGAGCCGAGAUAUCCAAUGGUGAUACAGAGAACUGUCAUCAUCCUGAAGAAAAAAUGCUCAUAUGUCAUGAAAAUGACUGUGCAGCUGUUCAACAAACAUCUGCAUCAGUAGAUGACAAACAUUUGACAUCUAAUGCCUAUUCUGUUUCCCAAAAUACUAACAAGGUCUCUGCUGAUGCGGUUUACCCAAUUUUAAACCAAGAAGCCAAAGAUGACAUUAAGGAUAGAACGCCUUUGCCGGUUGACUCUAACUGCGACCCUUCUAGUGUAGCCUCUGUUGACAGUAAUGGACUUUGCAAAUCCAAGGAGGUUAUUUCCAGUUCUCUUGGGGUAGUGGUGGAUGGUGUCCAGCAUUGAACUGUAAGCUUUUCCGCUGGAACAUGUUAAAUAACUAAUACUAUGCUGAUGUGAAUUACCAACCAAAAGGUCUGGGUUAAUUGAUGUCUCCUCCAAAGCAAUCUGAACUUAUACUCAGUUUGAUGAUAUUAUUUGGGGCAAAGUCUGACUGGCUGUUCACUGUGCUUCUGGUGGGAUAAUUUUUUUGUCUUGAUUCUGCGGUUACAGUUCUAUGUGAGGGUAUAUAAUAACAGGGCAAGUACUUUUGGGUGGUGUUGACGUGAGUUUAUUUUUGGUCCUUAAUUUUCAGGGGUGCCCAUAGCAUAAGCAGAUGGCAGUGGAGCAAUAUUUCUUGUAGGUAUUUAGGGAAGGUACAUAAUUGUUUCUUUUUCUGUUAAUAGCUAAGCUUUAACGUUACUGUAGUGGUUUGUACUAUUUUAGCACAAGUGACACAUUUGGCUACUCUGCGAAAGUCACAUAUCGGUUUGUGUAUUAUGGGCCUCCCGCAUUGUAAAUAUAACUAUUCAUCGAUUUAGGAAAAUAUCGUCUUUAUUCCGAGGAGCA
Molecule: messenger RNA, 5294 nt
Organism: Humulus lupulus (European hop)
Lineage: Eukaryota; Viridiplantae; Streptophyta; Magnoliopsida; Rosales; Cannabaceae
Exons: 9
Coding region: 579-4751 (1390 amino acids)
Biological process (GO): negative regulation of DNA-templated transcription
Molecular function (GO): transcription corepressor activity; DNA binding
Source: RefSeq, a predicted model, not a curated record